This is a messenger RNA of Pieris macdunnoughi, 273 nucleotides long. NCBI's taxonomy places the organism in Eukaryota, Metazoa, Arthropoda, Insecta, Lepidoptera, Pieridae. The record is from the annotation of a GenBank genome assembly.
AUGUCGAGCACAUCGCAAAAACAUAGAAAUUUUGUUGCUGAACCCAUGGGUGAAAAACCUGUCACAGAUUUAGCUGGAGUGGGAGAAGUUUUAGGAAAGCGGUUAGAAACAGCAGGGUUCGAUAAGGCCUUUGUAGUAUUGGGUCAAUUUUUGGUUCUUAAAAAAGAUCGUGAACUAUUUCAAGAAUGGAUGAAAGAUACUUGUAAUGCAAAUUCAAAGCAAUCCACAGAUUGCUACCAGUGCCUAAAAGACUGGUGUGAUGAAUUCUUGUAA